This is a messenger RNA of Cuculus canorus (common cuckoo), 1508 nucleotides long. It is a transcript of the gene PRELP, whose product is annotated as proline and arginine rich end leucine rich repeat protein. Gene Ontology annotation, molecular function: heparin binding; protein binding. NCBI's taxonomy places the organism in Eukaryota, Metazoa, Chordata, Aves, Cuculiformes, Cuculidae. The record is from RefSeq and is a predicted model, not a curated record. The coding region runs from base 22 to 1365 and encodes 447 amino acids. The transcript has 3 exons. Gene Ontology annotation, cellular component: extracellular exosome.
GUGCUUGGCUGCCAGAUAAAGAUGUUAUUGUUGUCAUCGUGCCUCCAUCCCAACCCUCCGCCUCCCGCGCUCCCACCCACCCUUGGCCAGCGGCUCCCAGGAACAAAAUCCCCGCACUCAGCUGAGGCUCACUUGUGGUGGAGCCGAGAGGAGGAGGAGGGAGACAGCCAGAGAAACUUAUCUUGGGGAUUAAUAAGAGGCAGUAGGAGGGAGAGGUGCACACAGGGAAACAUCUGGACCAUGAAGGUGGCCUUCAGAUUGCUUCUCCCACUUAUUCUGAUCCCACUUAUGCUGAUCGCAGAGGUGAGCGGGCAGCGGAAGAAGCCUCCCCGGAAACCAACCCGCCCACCUCCAGAGUUCAUUGAGCCUGUCGAGCCAACAGAGCUGCCUCCUCCCCUGCCACCAGGUCCCCCUUCCGUCUUCCCUGACUGCCCCCGAGAAUGCUACUGCCCCCCAGACUUCCCCUCUGCCCUCUACUGUGACAGCCGCAACCUGCGGAAGGUCCCCAUCAUCCCAUCCCGCAUCCACUACCUCUACCUCCAGAACAACUUCAUCGACGACCUACCGGAGGAGUCCUUCAGGAACGCUACAGGGCUGAAAUGGGUCAACCUAGACAACAAUCGCAUCCGGAAGGUGGACAAGAAGGUGCUAGAGAAGCUGGAAAACCUCAUCUUCCUCUACAUGGAGAAGAACCAGCUCAAGGAGGUGCCUGCCUUCCUGCCGCCCAACCUGGAGCAGCUGCGUCUGAGCAGGAACCAGAUUUCCAAGAUCCCUGCUGGGGUCUUCAACAAGCUGGAGAACCUGGUGCUCUUGGAUUUGCACCACAACAAGCUAAGCGAUGGGGUCUUCAACAAAAACACCUUCAAGGGACUCAAGAACCUCAUGCAACUCAACCUUGCCCACAACAUCCUAAGGAAAAUGCCCCCCGGGGUGCCCAAUGCCAUCCACCAGCUCUUCCUAGACAGGAACAACAUUGAGGACAUCCCCAAUGAUUACUUCAAGGAGUUUCCCAACCUGGCAUUUAUCCGGCUCAACUACAACCAGAUCUCUGAUAAGGGGCUUCCCAAGAACUCCUUCAACCUCACCAACUUGCUGGUGUUGCACCUGGCCCACAACAAGCUCACCAACGUCCCUUUCAUCAGUCCCAAGCUGGAGCAUCUCUACCUGAAUAACAACUCCAUCGAAAAAAUCAACGGAACGCAGAUCUGCCCCACUUCACUGAUGUCCAUCCAGGACUUCUCCCCAUCCGAUCUGGACAGCGUUCCCCGGCUCCGGUACCUGCGGCUGGAUGGGAACCUCCUGAAGCCCCCCAUCCCCUUGGACCUGAUGAUGUGUUUCCGCCUCCUGCAGUCCGUGGUCUUCUAGGCAGCCUGCCUCUCCCUGGACUUAGCUUUGCACAGAGACUUGACCCCCAUCCGUGUUUGACACAUGGGAGACUCUUUGCCCCCCUCUCCCCCUGUCUCCAUCCCUCUUGCCUUUCCCCUUUUCCUUUCUGUGGGCAGGCAUGG